Cutaneotrichosporon oleaginosum is the source of this 927-nucleotide messenger RNA. RefSeq lists its product as uncharacterized. The record is from RefSeq and is a predicted model, not a curated record. Lineage: Eukaryota; Fungi; Basidiomycota; Tremellomycetes; Trichosporonales; Trichosporonaceae.
AUGUUCAUCCCUCUAGCCGCCCCGUUGAUGCUCACGGCCGCCCCGUCGUCUGGCCCCCCGCCCCUCCCCAAGAACGUUAAAAUCACCUCCAUCUCCGAGUGGCAGUACUACUUCAACUACAACUAUGGCGUGUUCCGAGCACCCGCAAACCAGGGUGCCGAACUCGAGCGUCUUGACAUUGAUAUCACCUAUGUUGAGCCUCAGGCACCCGGCGCCUCAAAAGAGCCACUCUUCCUUCCGAAGGUAGCCGUUCUCAUCCUCCGAGGCGGCGAUAUGAUCGACGACGACGACGAGCGUAUGGACUAUCUCGCCGAAGUACUCGAAGCCGUCCGCCCCCUAGAAUUCCAAUGGCUCAGCGACACGGCGAGCGGCGGUUAUUCUCCGACGGCGCACCUCGUUCACCCUGCUGUUGUCGAGGCUGGUGAACGCUGGUCCGAGAAGGGCAUGCUCCGCAAGCUUGUCCUGCAGGGAGGUUUCCCCAGCUCGACCUGUCCCGACACAACCCUCAUGAACCCCAACAAGGCCCUCGACUUUGCCUUCCGCAAGUGGUCUGUAGAGGAGAUUGACUGGAACCUUGACAACUACACCCCGACCGCUUGCGUGACUAUUGUCCAGCACUACCUCCUGGCUGUCAACACGGAGUACUGGAAGGGCUCCUGCAAGCGUGUCCCGACGCGCGCCUUGAUUUUCACUUCCGUACCCAAGGAAGCUCUCGAGCGCAUCCGCAACCUUCCGACCAAGAUUGGACUUCCUCAGCCUGCUGCCGAGUGGCUCCAGGAUGUCCUAUUUGUUGGCUACGGCGAUAACGUAUCCCGCAUCUGGGGCGAGCACCCGCCCGUGGAUGAGCGGUUGUACGCGCGUCUGCGUGCUGAGCUUCUGGUCCUCCAGGAGCACCGCAUUCUCCCGAUGACCAUGUUGUGGGCGUGA